CAAGUACCUGUUCAAGAAGUUAGUUCUGAUUUUCAAAAUGGUCUUAAUAUAGUUUUCUUUUUUUUUUUUAAUUUUUUAAAUUUUUUCCUUCAAAACAAAUCAAAUAAUCAACUUUUGGACCAUCUUCUUGUAAAUAAGUGAAAGAAUGAAUGGGACAAAGAAGAAAAAGAAGAAGCCAUUAAAGGAGAAGAAAGUGUUGCUCUCCAUUGUCGAUCCCUGGGAUGUCAAAGUGGCCAGUGUCGAUCCAAUUCGUCUGCAUGAACGACGAGGUAUUUCCUUAUCCGAUAUACCAACAUCUACGAAUACCGGAAGUCAAGUUUGGCCCUCAUCCAAUAGUCCUAUCAAGAUACCAUCACCUUGGUACAAACCAGGAAGCAGUUCUUUUUGUUACAGUGAUGCCAGAAAACCAUUUGAAUCACAUUCAGCAUGCGAUUUGAAAAGUAUUCCAAGAGUAAUCGUUGGACUGAAUACGGGAGCAUUCUCUUCGGAUGGAACUUUUAAGCCGAAUAAAUCAAUAAAGGAUAAUAAAAAUACAAAAGUUGAAAGUAAUUUUCCAAUCGGAUUUGAAGAGUUUAUAAAUGUUAAUAAUAACAAUUCACCUACUGAUACAUCACGAGUACGCUUUGCAAACGGCAGAGAAACAAGUUCGAAAUUAAUAAAUCCAACGGCACCUAAGCUCAAUGAUAUUAGUGUAGGUCAUCAAGAAAAUUUUGCCAAUUUUAAACCUCAUUUUCCUCAUAAUAUAACAAUUACCGUUGAGGAUUAUUGUGAUAAUGAAAAUUCUAACAAUACAAAAAACAAUGAACUAAAACCAGAAAUCAAAAGCAAUCGACUGAGAUCUAUUGUUCAAGAAUUGGUGGAAUCAAGAUACACACCAUCAUCACCACAUUAUAAACGUUCGAGAAGACUUCUGUCGUCUCAAACUCCAUUCAAAAUUGAUCAAACAGACGAAAACGUUCCAUUAACUCCAUUCAACGAAAUUGAAAUAAUUCCAUUGAAUUCAAGAACAGAAGAAAAAAGUGAAAAUUCUUCAAAUUCACCAUCCACAACGGAAAUUAUAGGUCUCGGAUCAAAAAUUCGGAAAACUAGUAUAUCUAUGCCAAGUAAAUUAGAUGACAUGGAUGAUCUCCGAAUUAAUGAUCAGAAGGGAGUUCCUUCUAAAUUUUCGAGACCAGAAAGUGAUAGCAGUACAACUUUUAGUAACAGUGGAUCAACACCAAACGGAAGUGAAUUGUGUUCAGAAACUGAAGAUGAAGAAAAUGAUGAAAAAUUUUCAAAAAUUCCCGUGCAACCUCCCCCCAGACGAAAAUCAACGUCACCAGCGUCAAAUCAGAAAUUAGAAAAUGAUAAUUUAAAUCCUCCUGGAGCACCAAGUCCUCAUUCUACAAUAACUAGUGUAAAUAGUAUUCAAAGUUUGUUAAAGGAGAAAUUUCAGUUGUCGUUGCCUCAAGCACUGAGAAACAAUAAACAACGGCAAAAUGCGGACUACAGACUCCGAGCAUUUGUUGGUAUGCUCUUUCUUUGCAUUGUUUUUCUUGUUGGAUUUGCAUACGCCUACUAUAACACACAUGUUCUUCAAAGGGCCUAUUUCGAUAGAUUCAGGUUCAACAACAAUGAAAGAUUGAUGCACAUUUACAAUCGAGCUGGAUCAGAAAUCAUAGCAGCCCGACUAGGUCUAGGAAUUUCGUCAGAAAGUGGAGUAUUCGAAUGUUUACCCCAGCAUCAGAAACGAAAAUCCGUAUGUCUCGAGUGGUUGGAUCAAACUCGACUCUAUUUAUCUCAUGGUGAGCGCGAUUCAAUGGAUUGUUACAAAUUCAUUUGGCAAAGUCUCAGUCCUUCAUUCAACCCCAAGGAUUGCUUUGACUGGUCACACAAUCGUGGACAUUGGUAUGGAGGUGGACAAAUUCAAAAUAUGGCGUAUCCACUCGAACAAGGAAAACUUGAGUUGAGUCCCUUCAUAACUGGUGACAUUCAAAAACAUCCUUUUGGUAAUGUUCUCAAACGAUAUUUUCUCAAUUCAAAAGGUGCCACAAUUCUUGUCGAUCCAGACACACCACUCUAUGUCUCGAUCAAUGCCAAUCGAACCAAAGAAUUUUGCCUUCAAGCCAAAUACGAUAAUUUCGCUUACAUUAAUCAUCCCACUCCACUACCGUCCUUAAGCUAUUCGAUAUGCGCCACUGAUAAUAUGAAAAAUCUUCAUUCAACAAUGGCGGAAAAAACUCUCUGGGAUGGUUUAACGCCCGAUGAAUUACAUGCCGUUCAUGCACUUCUCACUGAACCAGUUUGGCAAAUAUCACCCACGAAUGAAGCUGCAAUUUACAAUUACACUGAGGAUGUGAUUCUCCUUGGUUUUCUACGACAAGGACACGUUUUACUCAGUGAAGAAUGGCAAACGCAUCCUGGUGAUUUUGUUCUUGAUGAGACUCGAUUUCCCUCAAUGGAGGAGACAAUCAAUAUAAUGCAUCGAAGAGGCUUUCGUAUUGUCUUCUCAAUACAACCGUUCAUCUCCACAGAGUCACAAAAUUUUCAGGAUGCUGUAACAAAUCGUCUUUUGAUUUCCGAGAGAGGCAGUGAUCCCAGAAUACCAGCAUUGACAAGAUACAAAAAUAUUAGCAGCGCUGGUGUUCUUGACAUUACCAACAAUAAAACUCUUCCUUGGCUAAUGAGUAAACUUGAGAAUCUCAUUUCUAAAUAUCAUGUGGAUUCCUUUUAUUUAGAUAUGGGAACUGCUCAUGAUAUGCCCCAAUAUUACAAAUGUGAAUAUCCCUUGACAAAUCCUGAUCACUACAAAACAAUAUUCAGCAAAGCAAUUUUAAAUUCAGUGCCGGUAAUUGGUGUCUCAGGGGCAAUUUCCAGACCCAGAGCUCCAGUUUUUGUUUCCUUGCCACCAUUUCCAUCGUCUUGGAAGGCAAUAAAAACGGUUAUUCCAACAAUUUUAAGUUACGGAAUGAUUGGCUAUCCUUUCAUCAUGCCUGGAGCUGUCGGUGGUGAUGUUGCUCUACCAAUGUCCGACAAUAAUCCUGAUAAUGAUUUUGAAGUCAGUUUACCAGAUAAAGAACUUUAUGUCAGAUGGCUGCAAUUAUCAACCUUUUUGCCCGUGAUUAGAUUUACCCAUUUGCCAAGUAAAUAUGCGGAUUCUGAGGUUCUCGAUAUGGCACGUCAACUGACAAUUCUACGUCAAAAGACUGUUACGCCGCUGCUGAAAAAAUAUGCAAAUAAUACUUUAGACACUGGUCUACCAAUAAUAAGACCAUUGUGGAUGCUGGAUCCAACUGAUCCGGCUUGUCACGUUGUCGUUGAUGAAUUCUCAGUUGGCGAAGAAUUGAUAGUUGCUCCUAUUUUGUACUCGGGAAGUCGACAGAGAGAAGUCUAUUUACCAGCUGGUGUUUGGAGAGAUGGUAUUGAUGGAAGUCUCAGAAAGGGUUCCAGAUGGAUACACAAUUAUAAAGUGAGAGACGUUCAGAUUGCCUAUUUUGUCAAAAUGCCCGACAAUACCAGAUUUUGAUUCCGUAUCUAAGAGAAUUAAUUACGUUCUAGAUGAUCUCAUUUCUAGAAACGGGGUUUAAUUCUAAAUUUCUAUUCAAUGAAAACUCCAGUUCAGGAAUAGGAGUUCUAAAAAAAAGUUCAAUUAUUUACAAAUGGAAUUCCUAAAAGAGGAAUAUAAUUCUUGAAUAAGAGUGCCAUUUUAAAAGUGUAAUUUAAAAAAAAAGAGAGUACAAUUUUAAUAGAGGUGUGUAAUUUUACGAGAUAAAUUUACAAAACAAAUUCCAAUUUUAAAAUAAUGUUUUGAAAGAAAAUUUUAGUUUUUUUAAAAAAAGAGAUAUAAUCUCUAAGAGAAGAAGAAUCUUCUAAGAGAAAAUUUUAAUCUUUAAAUUAUUAUUAUUUAUUUCUUUAAAAAAUAAAUUACAUUCUUUUGAAACACAGGCCGACAAAAUUUUGGCCUACUUUCGAACCAAGAACCAGACUAUAUUUUUCCAAAUCUUUUUGACGUGCUGAAUCUGAAUAUGACCUCAGAAUUGAACCAGCACGUCAGGUUUUCGAAAUAUUGUAACCUAAAAGUGCAAAAAAAAGACGUUUUUUUACCAUAUUUGAGGUUAUGUAACAUCAAGAGAUAAUGUUUUAAUCACCCUUUAAAAUGCAUUUUGAAACUUUAAACAAUCUUUAUUCGGCUUAUUUGAGUUAUCGACAUUUGAAUUUUUGAAGUAUUACACAGGCCAACAAAAUUUGAUUCAAUUUACUUUCAAAGAAUCAGGUAAACACUUUUCCGAAGGUUUGAAUUGACCUCAGAAUUGACCAUGCACGUCAGAUUUUUGAGUUAUUUUAACCUUAAAGUGCAAAAAAAACCCGUUUUUUAACUACAUUUGUGGACAUGCAACAUCAAGAGACUAUUUUUUUUUCCAAAAGGUCAAUAUUGCAUCUGAAAGUGCUAUUCUUCCCCUUUAAAACCUAUUUUGAAAAUUUUAAAAAUCUUUAUCUGCCACUGAGUAAUCGUUCAUUUAAUUUUUUGAGUAUGGCAAAUUCUUCGAAAUUUAAAAAAAUCGUCCGCCAUAUUAAAUCCACUAUUCUGAAUUUUGAAAAUCUGCCAUCGAAUUCGUGUUCAGCGAGACCAAAAACCCUCGAGUAACAAAUUACAAGCAAAUGCAACCGAUUUUUAAAAAAUCGUCAUAUUGUAUCUGCCAUUUUGAAUUUUAAAAAUUUGACAUCGAAUUCGUGUUCAGUUAUACCGAAAAUCUGCUGAACUAUUUGAAAUUUAGAUGUUUGUUAUUUCUGUAUUAUCAAAAUUUUAUCUGUUCCUAUUCAAUUUUGGAAUAUCGAAGAAUUCGCCAUACUCAGAAAAUUGAAUGAACUCAGAGAAAAAUGAAGAUUUUUAAAUUUUCAAAAUAUGUUUUAAAGAGGAAGAAUAGCACUUUCAGAUACAAUAUACACCUUUUGGAAAAAAAUUGUCUCUUGAUGUUGCAUGUCCUCAAAUGCAGUUAAAAAAAGGGAUUUUUUUGCACAUUAUAAGGUUAGAAUAUCUCGAAAACUUGACGUGCAGGGUCAAUUCGGAGGCUGGAUUCGGAUUCAUUGCACGUCGAAAACCUUCGAAAAAGUAUUGUCAGAUUCUUGGAAAGUAAAUCUUGUCGGCCUGUGUUAUCUGAUACUACUCAUUGUCAGUUUACGGAUAUUGAAACAUUUACCAAACUCGAAAAAAUCAAAUGACGACACUAACUCAGAGCCAAAUAAAGAUUUUUUAAAGUUUCAAAAUGUAUUUUAAAGAGUACGAAUAGUACUUUUUCUUUAAAAAAAAAAUUAUCUCUUGAUGUUACAUGCUCUCAAGUUAGAAUAUCUCAAAAACCUUACGUGGUCAAUUCUUAGGUCAGAUUUGGAUUCAGCACGUCAAAAUGCUUCGAAAAAGUAUAGUCUGGUUCUUGGACAAAAUUUUCUUGGCCUGUGUAAUUAGUUAAUAAAAAAAUCUUAUCGAAAGAUAAUAAUUCGAGAAGAAGUGGUAAAAAAAAACCAACUUGAAAUUAAUUUCUAAUGUCAUAUAAGAAGACGAGACACAAAAAUAUUUUGUGAUCUCGAUUCUAACCAAGUGAGAACCUUAUAGUGUGAUAUUUACAUUUUAGUGCAUUUAUUCAUUACAUUAAUAUUAAAAGCAUUAUUUUCAUUUGUAAUUAUAAGUAACCAUAAGGAGAUUAUGGAAAUAAAAAUUUAUGAAUAUAUUAUAA
Messenger RNA from Leptopilina boulardi, 5708 nucleotides. Its product is annotated as myogenesis-regulating glycosidase. Bases 146 to 3505 code for a protein of 1119 amino acids. The transcript is spliced from 9 exons. Gene Ontology annotation, molecular function: hydrolase activity, hydrolyzing O-glycosyl compounds. The record is from RefSeq and is a predicted model, not a curated record. Gene Ontology annotation, biological process: carbohydrate metabolic process. Lineage: Eukaryota; Metazoa; Arthropoda; Insecta; Hymenoptera; Figitidae.